Molecule: messenger RNA, 2016 nt
Organism: Stegastes partitus (bicolor damselfish)
Lineage: Eukaryota; Metazoa; Chordata; Actinopteri; Pomacentridae
Gene: hdac12
Product: histone deacetylase 12
Exons: 7
Coding region: 95-1102 (335 amino acids)
Biological process (GO): epigenetic regulation of gene expression
Molecular function (GO): histone deacetylase activity
Source: RefSeq, a predicted model, not a curated record
GACCGUCCUUCAACAUGAAGCGCGUCCUGUGCAGGAGGCUCGGAGCAGCUCUGUCCUGCUGCACACGCUUCCACGCUCAGCUAGUAAGAAACUGAUGUCUUCAUGCCCGAACAUUAGAAACACGUGCAUUCAAAGUGACCUCCCAGCUCACCUGUUCCUCUCGCAGGUGAGACAUGAAUCCACUGGACUUCCCAUAAUCCACCACAGCGGGUAUGUGUGCGAGCUGCCGACCAACCACAGGUUCCCCAUGGCCAAGUUCCCCAGAGUUCUACACUUCCUGCUCCAAGACCAGGUCAUCACAGACAGACAGGUGUGGGUCCCUGAAAUUGCCUCUAAAGAUUUACUGAGCGGCGUGCACACCGAGGAGUACCUGAGCAACUUCAUAAACGGAAAAAUAGAUGAGCGGGAACAAAGGAGGACAGGGUUUCCCUGGAGCGAAGGCAUAGUGAGACGCUGUCGAUAUGAAACAGGUGGGACUGUUCUGGCUGCUGAGGUGGCUCUGCAGAGAGGUCUGGCCUGCAGCACGGCAGGAGGAACCCAUCACGCCUUUCCCGGCUACGGUUCAGGCUUCUGUCUCCUCAAUGACUUAGCGGUCGCAGCCAAAUACACGCUGAGCAACUCCUCAACCAGAAGAAAGGUUCUGAUCGUGGAUCUAGACGUGCAUCAGGGCGACGGCACAGCUUUCAUUUUUAAAGAGGAGCCAUCUGUGUUUACGUUCUCAGUGCAUUGUGGGAAAAACUUCCCCCUCCGUAAACAGCAGAGUGAUCUAGAUAUCAGCGUGGAGGAUGGGCUGGAAGACAAGGAGUAUCUCUCCACAGUGGAGCAACACCUUCCCUGGCUGCUGGAGAGUUUUCGCCCAGACCUGGUUUUAUAUGACGCCGGUGUUGAUCCUCACUGGGAGGAUGAACUCGGGAGGCUCCGUCUGACAGAUGAAGGGCUUUAUCAAAGAGACCUGUAUGUGAUGAAGACGGUGGUGAGUAAAGGCGUUCCUGUCGCUACUGUUAUCGGUGGAGGAUACUCCAGAGACAUCGACAAACUGGCCCUCAGACAUUCCAUCGUCCACAGAGCAGCAACUCAGGUUUGGAGGGAGUGUGGGAUGUAAAACCCUCAUCUUCUGAACAAACAUGUCGCAUGUUUGAAAAAUGAUAGAAGCAUCCUUCCUAUAUCAAGGGAAGUCCACUCAGGAUAUUUUAAUCUGGAAAGCUGGUGCAUUCGCCUGUUGGCUGAAAAGUGAUUUAAAAAGACAUUCAGUUCGCAGUAGUAACUGUACAACUAAUAAAUACUGACUCCUCGGCCACCUUAAAGGUAGCCGUAGCAUCAGUUUUUUCAUUUUUAGUGAUACAACACUCAAUACUGGGCUGUCAGCACACUGUGAAGCUGCUAAACUGGCUUCAUGACAUCCUUAAGUGGACUUUGCAAAUUGUCCUGAAGCCAAAUGCAAAUAAAGGCAGAUAUUGAUCAUAGGUCAUGCUGCUGCAAACACCCAGAUAUCGAACAGUCUUUGUUUAGUUCAGUAACUCAGAAAUCUUGGUAUCAUUUGUGGUUAAAAUCUCAGCUGUAGUUCAAUCCUGCUGAUUUCUUUCUACCAAAAAUCUGAAAACUGUUAGUCUCACCUUCAUAACUUGUCGUUUACACUUUUGUAAUUACUUGUUCUCUGGCUACAGUAAAAAAAAACAAAAAACGAUUUAUGUUUUUUUAAAUCCCUUUCUCGCCUCUACCUCAUCCGAAACCGACUCGGGACUCAUGAGCACAUCUCGUUCCACCGGCUACCUGUUACCUCCAGAAUUGAUUUCAAGCUGUUAUUGAUUACUCACAAAGCCCUGAGAGAUCUUGCUCCAAAUUAUUUAUUAGAUGUGCUCAUAGAUUGCCUGUGGAGAUCAGGGCUGCAAACUCUGCCUCGUGUUUCAAACCGCUUUCAAAAACCCACUUUUGUAAACAUGCAUUAUGUUUUUUUGAGAAGUUGUCCUGCUCGGCUGUUUUGAGGCUGCUACAGAAAUAAAGUUUCUCAUUACUGAA